UGAGUGCUGAUCUAUUCCCAACAUUGUCAUGUGCGUUUAUCAGGUAUUGUUUCAUUUGGAUUGAUAUGUGAUUGACUCGUUGAGGAUAAUCAAACUGCAUGUUAGAUUUUCGGGCUGUGAAAAAAAUACUUACUUAAAAGCAAAAUUCUGAAUACACCUCCUCCUGUGGAUUAAAACAUCUGCUUUCACUACCUGCAGCGUGGAAACCACGUGUACGCGUUCUGCCCACCGCUGUGAGUGAUCGCGCGAUUGUCCAAUCCCCUCUCAGGAAUCUGUUUGCAUAAAUCUCCCCGGCCAAUCCGGUGUCUGUAGGCGUGUCUUCCUCUUCGGCUUUCUCCACUUUGCUGGGGCGAUUCAUUUCUCCCCAAACUUUGCCCAACUUCUGCUCACUUCACCCUCGCUUCUCCGGCAGUGAUGCGUAGCUACAGGGCUCCUCCGCUUCUGCUGGCCCUUUUCCUUCUCUCUAUUGGACUGAAGGCAACAGUAGCACGCUCUGUAGAGUACGAGACAGACUUAGUAGUGCCCUCGGAGUUGCAGCAGGAGCAGGUGGAGCUGAUUUGGGAAGCAUCCCGGUGGAGCAGAGGGCGCAGGAGGCGCUCCGAGAACCAGCAUGGCCACCUGUUCGUGUCAUUGCCCGCCUUCAGCCGAGAGCUUUACCUGGAGCUCCAGAGGGAUGAGGCUUUCCUCGCUGAGGGCUUCAUGGUUGAGGAGAGGAGUCGAGGAGAGAGCGUCCAGCGUGAACCAGCUUUUAAAGGACGAGUCUGUUUCUACACUGGCACUGUCUUCAAUUACACUGACUCGUUUGCCUCGCUGGAUACUUGCAGUGGCCUGACUGGCCUGGUUCAAAUGGGUGAUGAGACUCUGUUUAUCAAGCCUGUUCGCCAGGAACGUGAGUCUUUCUCCGGCACGGAACACAAAGUCAUCAGACAAAAACGUUCUUCUGACAAAACAUCCCGGUCCAUACGUGAUGGCCCAAAACGCUGCCGAGUCAUUCAAGGGAAGCGUAAGGAUCGGCAGUCUAAAAGCACAGAGGACGCUCGUGGGAGGAGAAACGCCAUUCGGAUGAACGGAGAAUACAUUGUAGAGACGGUGGUGGUGGCCGACGCAGACAUGGUGCAGUACCAUGGAGCCGAGGCAGCACAGCGCUUCCUCCUUACUGUCAUGAACAUGGUGUAUAACAUGUUCCAGCACCAGAGUCUUGGAGUGAAGCUGAAUGUUCGACUCACCAAACUGGUCCUCCUGAACUCCCGCCCAAAGAAGCUGAAGGUCGGCCAUCAUGGAGAGAAAACACUGGAGAGCUUCUGCCACUGGCAGCAUGAAGAAUUCGGAGGGGCUCGAUAUUUAGGAAAUAACCAUGUCCCUGGAGGCAGAGAUGAUCCAGCACCCAUAGAUGUCGCAGUACUGGUCACGAGGACAGAUUUUUGUGUCCACAAAGAUGAGCCUUGCGACACUGUCGGUAUCGCCUAUUUAGGUGGCACCUGCAGCGCCAAGAGGAAGUGCGUAGUAGCCGAGGACAACGGCCUCAACCUCGCCUUCACCAUUGCCCAUGAGCUCGGACACAGCAUGGGCAUGAGCCAUGACGAUGACCAUGCGGCUUGUACAGGCCACUCGCACAUCAUGUCAGGAGAGUGGGUCAAAGGUCGCAACCCUAGCGACCUCUCCUGGUCUACCUGCAGCCGUGACGACCUGGAAAACUUCCUCAGGUCGAAGGCCAGUUCCUGUCUGUUGUACACAGACCCGCGGAGUCGUUACCUGGUGCGUCUUCCUGCGAAGCUGCCUGGCAUGCACUACAGCGCAGACGAACAGUGCCAGAUUCUGUUCGGCACCAACGCAACCUUCUGCACCAACAUGGAGCACCUGAUGUGUGCAGGCCUGUGGUGUCUGGUGGAGGGAGACACAUCCUGUAAGACCAAACUGGAUCCACCUUUGGACGGCACAGAGUGCGGUGCUGAUAAGUGGUGCAGGGCUGGUGAGUGCGUCAGUAAGACCCCAAUCCCUCAGCACAUGGACGGAGACUGGAGUGCAUGGAGCCAGUGGAGCAUGUGCAGCCGAAGUUGUGCUAGUGGAGCUCGAUUCAGGCAGAGGAAGUGCGAUAACCCUCCACCUGGUCCUGGAGGGAAACAGUGUCUGGGGGGCAGUGUGGAGCACAAAGUGUGUGAGGGUCCUCCAUGUGCCAAGGGCUUGCCUACAUUCAGGGACCAGCAGUGCCAAUCUCACGAGCGCCAGGCGGGCAAGAAGAAGAGCCAAAUGUGGGCAGCUGUUAUAAAUGACGAGAAGCCGUGUGCUCUGUUCUGUACGCCAGUGGGCAGGGAUGCACCGGUGCUGAUGGCCGAGCGUGUAUUAGACGGGACACCGUGUGGACCCUACGAGAGUGACUUGUGUGUGCAUGGGAGGUGUCAGAAAAUCAGCUGUAACGGCAUUAUUGGCUCCUCAGCCAAAGAGGACCGCUGUGGAGUGUGUAACGGAGAUGGGAAGUCCUGCAAAAUUGUCAAAGGAGACUUCAAUCACAGCAGCGGCAUGGUCACCCCUAGCCAUUGUAAGAAGGUCUCUACGUGUGUGAUGUCAAAAUCCAGGGCUCUUCCCAAGUGUUUCUCAUGUUAUAUUGAGGCUGCCGUCAUUCCUGUAGGAGCACGGCGAAUCAAAGUUGUGGAAGACCGGCCAUCACACAGCUUUCUGGCAUUGAAAGACUCGAGCAAGAGAUCCAUAAACAGCGACUGGAAAAUCGAGCUGCCGGGGGAGUUCGAGCUUGCCGGCACCACUGUUCGCUAUGUUCGCAGAGGAUUGUGGGAAAAGAUGUCUGCCAAGGGGCCCACUAAGACUCCUCUCCACCUCAUGGUUCUCCUGUUCCACGAUCAGACAUAUGGGAUCCACUAUGAGUACACAGUGUCUCUGAACCAGUCUCAGGAGAGCAACGCAGACAUUCCCAAAGAACCUGAGCACCUCUACCUGUGGACUCACAGCAGCUGGGAGGAUUGCAGCGUGCACUGUGGAGGAGGAGAAAGAAAGACAGUGGUUUCCUGCAUAAGGAUGGUUAAUAAGACCAUGAUGCUGGUGAAUGAGAGCUUCUGUCACCCAGAGAACCGCCCUGCACCUCAAGUUCGUCGCUGCAACACUCAUCCUUGCCAAUACAGAUGGGUGGCAGGUGACUGGGGAAAGUGUUCAGUAACAUGUGGAAAAGGUGCACAACAGCGUGAGGUCGGCUGUGUUUAUCAGCUCCAGAACGGCUCGUUCCUUGCCACACGAGAACUCUAUUGCCUCGGUGUGAAGCCGGAGAGCAUUCAACACUGCGAGGGACGCCACUGUCUCACUGCGUGGGAUGCCUCCGAGUGGAGCCAGUGUUCAUCUAACUGUGGGCAGGGCAUCAGGAAAAGGACAGUGACAUGCACAAAUCCUCAGGGGCUCUGUGACCCUGCCUCCCGUCCCACCCACCAGGAGCCAUGCGAGGAUUACUCAAAAUGCUAUGAGUGGAAGACAGGAGACUGGUCCAAGUGCUCAUCAUCCUGUGGGCGUGGGCUUCAGUCCCGCGUGGUCCAGUGCAUGCACAGAGUGACUGGUCGUCACGGCAGCGACUGUCCCACAGUCCUAAAGCCACCAGCAUACAGGCAGUGUCAUCAGGGGGCAUGCAAUGAAAAAGUUAAUGUCAACACCAUAACUUCACCAAGACUGGCAGCACUGACGUAUAAGUGUACGGGAGAUCAGUGGACGGUGUACUGUCGGGUGAUUCGUGAGAAGAACCUGUGCCAGGACAUGCGCUGGUACCAACGUUGUUGCCAAACUUGCAGAGACUUUUAUGCCAGCACAAUGCCCCGCGAAAGUUAAUGAGCCUGGCACUUCUUACCAUGUAGCAGCUUUUUUUUUUUUUAUGUCCUCUGUAUGUACUGUCAUAAAUGGCACUGUGUAUAUUGUUAUUAAGGAUUAUUGGAUUUUAAAGCAGUAACAGGUAAUUUGAUGCACAUGUCAGAUCUUUCAAAUGGGAUGUUGAAACGUUUAUGGUUUUGACUUGAAAAUGGUGCAAAAGAUCUAUGACUUUUUUUUGUUUUUUAAUUGUUUUGCUGUAAACCAAAGUUGAGAACAUAGGAGGCCAUUGGAGAUGACUUCUUCAGCAUAGCAGCUUGGCUGUUGUACAGUAAGCUGACCAUUUAGGAAAUGAUUGGGCUUACGUUGCUUUCUAAAAGCCACUGGUUGGCCAGUUAUCCCAGAACUGAGCAAUGGGACAUUAUUGUCAUUUUGAUAUCCUAAUCACAUAUUCGUUCUCUUAUCUCUUAUUUCUUCCAGAUUUGUUAGAGAGGUCCAUUAAGUGCCUUAACGAGAUUAUAUGAUCCAGAAUGGCAUGGUUUAUGGGGACAGUUGUACCACAUGAGUUAUGACACAAGCCAUGGUUGUUUUAAGUAAGAUAAUCUAUAACAGCUAAAUAGGUCAGAGCGAAGACUGAUUUUGUGGGAGGACUCUACACUUGUUACACCAACUAAAUGCAUAUAGACCUAUGAAUAUGAAUAAAAUUCACCAGGAAGUACUGAAGGGGAAAGGACUGAAGGUGAAAGACAUGCUCUUGCUUAGGUAGUGGUCACUUAUGUUUUUUGCAACUUUAUCUAGGUGAAGUUUGACCUGUGAUUUCACAAGCCUCUGUCUUAUGAGCCAGUAGAAACCAAGUGGUUGGGACUUGUCUUAUUGGUCUGUAACAAAAUGGAGGAGCUUAAGUAGCAAAUCACACCAGACCUGCUUGCUAGGAUUUUCUUGUUAGCAAUGUUGAUACCUCUGCACAUAAAUACACUACAGCCUACCAAAAGCUCAUUUUCGAAAUCUUGCGAAAAAAACGAGGCAUGCAAGAUGGCACCUGCACCAUUUGGAAUACCAAAACAAGUGUUCAGCUAAGACCUGUCAUAGCAGAGAUUCUAGGGGAGGUUAGGACUCGAGUUUUUUAAAUUUUUUUAACAUUGCUAGGUUUUAACACACAGGAUGUGUGAGAAACGGACAAUUAAUAGAGACCACAGGUUCCCAACCCUGGUUCUGGUAUACCCUCUGUCCUGCGCAAACACUUAAAUGUGCAGGACAUGGUGUUCUCCAGGACCAGGGUUGGAAGCCUGAAGUAUACAUAAUAUUGACAGUUUAAGAAAACGUAAGCAUCAUAAGCUGCAGGACGGUAACAGAGACAGUGCAAAUUUGCUGUUUCUCGUCACCGUAGCUUGUGUAUGUACUGCAGAAAAAACACCAGUGUGGCAUACUUCGUACAAUGUAAAGUUUUGGUGAUUAAUUUGAUUUUUUUUAUUAUUAUUUAGAAAUUUAUUUACACCAGAUAACACCACCUGAAACUGUCCUUUCAUUGACAUUAAUCCUACUUUAAUCUAUUUUCCCAUUAUUACAAAGCAAGUAAUGUUAAAGGUUAAUGUUAAAAGAGUAAAAUCAAUCUUAUAAUGACUAGGCCAACUCAAAUCUUUUUUUUUUCCACAAUAAUUUUUUCAUUGUCAGCAAAAUUGAUCAAACACCCUAUUUGAUUUCUCUCUUUCCAUGGCUACGGGAUUAACACAGAUUUAUUUAACUAUAUCUGUACUUAUUUUUCCAACUUUUUUUGUUUUGUCACCCUAAAACAUUAAUUUCAACGUAUUUUCCUUUUGAAUUUCAUUGUUUCAAAGUUUUAGUAAGUACUGUUCAUGUUUGCUAUUUUUCAGUAACAACGUUGCACAUUUGUUUACAUAUGUAAGAAGAGUGUAUGUUUAACUAGCAUACAGCUGUUCGUAUUUCCAGGAGUCGUGUUCAAAUCAUAGCAUUUUUAUUUUAUCUACAAUGAAAUCGUUGGGCACAAUUAUAAACAAAAAAUAUAAAUAUAAACAAAAAUAACCAGGUUUUAACUUUUAAUAACUCCUGAUGACACCAUCAGUAAAGUGUUUAUAACUGGUUAUAGGCUCACAUGCAGCUGCAUGACUUUGGAUCACAGGUGUAAAAUGUGAACUAAAUUAAUUUACGCUAUACAAAUGUCCCUCUGUGCGUGCGUGUGCGUGUGUGUGCGCGUGUGUGUGCGUGUGUGUAUGUGUGUGUGUGUGUAUGUGUGUGUGUUUUAGAUAGCUUAGAUACCGUGGUCCCUGUUUUCUCAGGCAGUGCAGGGUUCAUUUGGUGCUAGACAAAUUUCACUACUGUGGAAUUCAACCGUUUCUGUUUUUUCCUGUUUUUCUCAUGAUUGUUCUUCCCUAUGUAUUUUCUGACACAUAUUUUUUGUGAUGAUUAUUUAAUACUAAAAUGUAGCUACCUUACUAUUUCAGAGAUUUCAGCCUAUUGGUGCAAAUUGCUUCAUCACCAUACUGCUAUGGUGCAGAUAUGCAUAUAUAUUCCAGUACUGUAUGUCUUUAGUUGCACAUGAUUGGUACGUAAUCUACAUUUUUUUGAUGGUGCUGAUUUGAUUACAACUGUUUAAAUGGUUAUGCAAAAAUAAAUUAAUCUUAUAACACAUGGAACUUGUGU
Molecule: messenger RNA, 6453 nt
Organism: Ictalurus furcatus (blue catfish)
Lineage: Eukaryota; Metazoa; Chordata; Actinopteri; Siluriformes; Ictaluridae
Gene: adamts17
Product: ADAM metallopeptidase with thrombospondin type 1 motif, 17
Exons: 24
Coding region: 415-3819 (1134 amino acids)
Biological process (GO): proteolysis; extracellular matrix organization
Cellular component (GO): extracellular matrix
Molecular function (GO): metalloendopeptidase activity
Source: RefSeq, a predicted model, not a curated record